AUGAUUGUCCGGAAGUUUCUUGUGCGGCAGGGCCGCCAAUUGUUCGCUCUGAACCGCCAGGCCCCGGCCUUCAUCCGAUCCCUCUCCUCAGAGAUUCCAAACGAGACAUCUAUUCAGACUCCCUCCGCAGGGACAGCCCAGCUCGCCCGGAACCCUGUUGAUGGAAAUCUUCAGCCUUCAAGCAAUUCUUCCACAUCUUCACCUCGAAAUCAAUGGGGUGAACUGGAGCGACGCAGGCACAAAUUCAACACUCUUGGAUCUGCCGUACAAGAGUCCUACGAUCCUGAAGACGUCCUUCGUAAUCCUCCCAGCCCCUCCGAUGUUACCCUCGAGAUGCUGCUUGCCGCCGGCACACACAUGGGUCACUCAACAUCGCGAUGGAACCCGCAGAACUCGCGCUACAUCUUCGGUAUCCGCGAGGGCAUCCAUAUCAUCUCGCUCGACGUGACAGCCGCGUACUUGCGCCGCGCUGCCAAGGUCGUUGAAGAGGUCGCCGCUCGUGGUGGUAUCAUCCUCUUCGCUGGUACUCGCAAGGGACAGAAGCGGUCUGUCGUUCGCGCUGCGGAGCUUGCCAAAGGUUACCACAUCUUUGAGCGUUGGAUCCCAGGCUCCCUGACCAACGGCCAGCAGAUUCUCGGACACUGCCAGACCAAGGUCGUCAAUGCUAUGGACCAGGAAUUGACCAAGUUUCGUGUUGACCUUGCGGAUCGCCCUUCCGUCAAGCCAGACCUGGUGAUCGUGUUGAACCCUCUUGAGAACGUUGUGCUGCUGCACGAAUGUGGCCUGAACAAUGUGCCCACAAUUGGUAUCAUCGAUACCGAUGCUGACCCUACUCGCGUCACCUACCCCAUCCCCGCCAACGACGACACUCUCCGGGGCACGAACCUGAUUGCUGGCGUUCUCGGACGCGCCGGCGAAGCUGGCCAGGAACGUCGUUUGAAGAUUGCACGUGAAGGAAAGACGACAUAUGAGCCCAUUACGUCCCGUCAACUCCGUCUGGAUCCUCUUACGGGUACAGCUCCUCCUGGCUCGGAGUUAGAAAAGGGUAACCGGGAUUAG
This is a messenger RNA of Penicillium oxalicum, 1059 nucleotides long. Its product is annotated as mitochondrial 37S ribosomal protein uS2m. The transcript has 3 exons. Gene Ontology annotation, biological process: translation. Bases 1 to 1059 code for a protein of 352 amino acids. Gene Ontology annotation, molecular function: structural constituent of ribosome. NCBI's taxonomy places the organism in Eukaryota, Fungi, Ascomycota, Eurotiomycetes, Eurotiales, Aspergillaceae. The record is from RefSeq and is a predicted model, not a curated record. Gene Ontology annotation, cellular component: ribosome; mitochondrial small ribosomal subunit.